Messenger RNA from Choloepus didactylus (southern two-toed sloth), 2731 nucleotides. RefSeq names its product ATP-dependent RNA helicase DDX18-like. The transcript has a single exon. Gene Ontology annotation, biological process: maturation of LSU-rRNA from tricistronic rRNA transcript (SSU-rRNA, 5.8S rRNA, LSU-rRNA). NCBI's taxonomy places the organism in Eukaryota, Metazoa, Chordata, Mammalia, Pilosa, Megalonychidae. Gene Ontology annotation, cellular component: nucleolus. Gene Ontology annotation, molecular function: RNA helicase activity; nucleic acid binding; ATP binding. Bases 84 to 2099 code for a protein of 671 amino acids. The record is from RefSeq and is a predicted model, not a curated record.
UGCGGCCCGGAAGGAAGUAACAUCAGCCCCGAAUGUGCCGGAAUCCUGCUGCACCGCUGCGGUGAAGGCGCCCCGGCGACAUCAUGUCUCACUUACCGAUGAAACUGCUGCGCAGAAAGAUCGACAAGCGGAACCUAAAGUUGCGGCAGCGAAACCUAAAGCUACAGGGGGCCUCAGAUGUGAGCCUAUCAGAGACCCAAAAUGGAGAUGUGUCUGAAGAAAUUGUGGAAGCUGGAAAAGUUAAAAAGUCCCUAAAACAGUCUAUGAAUGUGGGCUUGUCAGAAGCCCAAAAUGGAGACAUGGCUAAUGAAACAGUAAAAAACAUUAAAGUUAAAAAAUCCCCAAAGAAGUCUACUGUAUUAACCAAUGGUGAAGCAGCAACACAGUCACCCAAUUCAGAAUCAAAAAAGAAAAAGAAGAAGAAGAAGAGAAAAAUUGUAGAAAAUGCUGGGCCUGAUGCAAAAAAAGCAAAAACCGAAGGUAAAGUGGAAUCUGAAGAAGAAGGUGCUGGAGCUUCUAAAGAAACAGAAAAUAACGUGAAGCAGCCAGAUGAUGAUGACAAUGACAAUGAAGUGCCCACGUUGCCCCUGGGACUGACAGGAGCUUUUGAGGAUACUUCAUUUGCAUCCCUAACUAACCUCGUCAAUGAAAACACUCUAAGGGCGAUAAAAGAAAUGGGCUUUACGAACAUGACUGAAAUUCAACAUAAAAGUGUCAGACCACUUCUGGAAGGCAGAGAUCUUCUAGCAGCUGCGAAGACAGGCAGUGGCAAAACCCUGGCAUUUCUCAUCCCUGCUAUUGAACUCAUUGUUAAGUUAAAAUUCAUGCCCAGGAAUGGAACAGGAGUCCUUAUUCUCUCACCUACUAGGGAGCUGGCCAUGCAGACGUUUGGUGUGCUUAAGGAGCUAAUGACCCACCACGUCCACACAUAUGGGUUGAUAAUGGGGGGCAGUAACAGAUCUGCUGAAGCACAGAAACUUGUUAAUGGGAUCAACAUCAUCGUGGCCACGCCAGGUCGACUCCUGGACCAUAUGCAGAAUACCCCAGGGUUUAUGUAUAAAAACCUACAGUGUCUUGUUAUUGAUGAGGCUGAUCGUAUCUUGGAUGUUGGGUUUGAAGAGGAAUUAAAGCAAAUUAUUAAACUUCUGCCAGUACGCAGACAGACCAUGCUCUUUUCUGCCACACAAACUCGAAAAGUUGAAGACCUGGCAAGAAUUUCUUUGAAAAAGGAGCCAUUGUAUGUUGGUGUUGAUGAUGAUAAAACUAAUGCAACAGUGGAUGGGCUUGAGCAGGGAUAUGUUGUUUGUCCCUCUGAAAAGAGAUUCCUUCUGCUCUUUACAUUCCUUAAGAAGAACCGAAAGAAGAAAAUGAUGGUAUUCUUUUCAUCCUGUAAAUCUGUGAAAUACCACUACGAGUUGCUGAACUACAUCGAUUUGCCUGUCUUGGCCAUUCAUGGAAAACAGAAGCAAAAUAAGCGGACGACCACCUUCUUCCAGUUUUGCAAUGCAGAUUCAGGGACACUGUUGUGUACAGAUGUGGCAGCUCGAGGGCUGGAUAUUCCUGAAGUUGACUGGAUUGUUCAGUAUGACCCUCCAGAUGACCCUAAGGAAUAUAUUCAUCGUGUGGGUAGAACAGCCAGAGGCCUAAAUGGAAGAGGACAUGCCUUGCUCAUUUUGCGCCCAGAGGAAUUGGGUUUCCUUCGUUAUUUGAAGCAGUCCAAGGUUCCAUUAAGUGAGUUUGAGUUUUCUUGGUCCAAAAUUUCUGACAUCCAGUCUCAGCUUGAGAAAUUGAUUGAAAAGAACUACUUCCUUCAUAAGUCAGCCCAGGAAGCAUAUAAGUCAUACAUUCGAGCAUAUGAUUCCCAUUCUCUGAAACAAAUCUAUAACGUCAAUAACUUAAAUUUGCCUCAGGUUGCUCUGUCUUUCGGUUUCAAGGUGCCUCCUUUUGUUGAUCUGAAUGUGAACAGCAACGACGACAAAUGGAAAAAGAGAGGAGGAGGUGGCGGAUUCGGCUACCAGAAAGCCAAGAAAAUUGAGAAGUCCAAAAUCUUCAAAAACAUUAGCAAGAAAUCAUCUGACAGAAGGCAGUUCUCUCACUGAAGACACACCUUCCUUUCAUCCUGAAUAACUUUGUCCUUAAAUGGAGUAUUUUCCCUUGCUCUAGCAAAUGAACUUACUUCCAUGAUGUGUACUGAUCUAAUAUGAGUAUUAAUUAACUUCAGUUGCAAGUACUGAGCACUCUUUAUUUCCAGCAUAUCUCUUUUUUUGGGGGCAGAAAACAGUUCCGUUUUUCUUGAUUUCCCAAGGGCAAAGCAAGGGAAAUUUUAGUCUUUGUUGUAAUGAUACAGUAUUUUAAUUUAAAAUCUUUUUUUCCCCAAAUUUCACGUCAUUGUUGUUAAUAGAAUUUUUUCUGUACCUUUCUUUCCUGGUGCCUAAAAAUUUUUAUGCAAAGAUGUCUAUACUAACUCACUGGAAAAGGCAGGUGAGAGAGGGUGUACUGGGGAGGUGGUAGUAAUGCAGAAGAUAGUCUUGGUUUAUUUUUUGGUUUUGGUUGUUUCUUUGGACUUUCACAGCAGUUCUUGAUCCUUUCUGGAAAUGCUGCAGUAUAAAAAGGCAGAGAGCUUUGGGAAAUAACUUGGAAACACUUCAGGUUAAAGGUGGUAUCCAUUUUUAUAUACUGUCUGCUAUUUGAAUAAAGCACUCCUUGCAGUCUUUACAACGGGGGAGAAAAU